Messenger RNA from Caenorhabditis elegans, 1155 nucleotides. RefSeq names its product 7TM GPCR serpentine receptor class x (Srx) domain-containing protein (gene srx-114). The coding region runs from base 122 to 1102 and encodes 326 amino acids. The record is from RefSeq and is marked reviewed. NCBI's taxonomy places the organism in Eukaryota, Metazoa, Nematoda, Chromadorea, Rhabditida, Rhabditidae. The transcript has 8 exons.
UUUCAGCUCAUUCUGGUGUUUGGCAAUCUCCAAUAAAGUCACACAUGACUCUGGUUCAAACUUUCAUUCAAAAUAUAACAAGCUGACUGAGCAGGUUUUGACAAUUCUUUGAGAGUAUUUUAUGGAGGAGUCGUCCACUAAUUUGAGGAUAAUUGCAGCAACUUCUAUGUUAUUGACAGCUAUAAUUGGUCUUCUUCUAAACUUUACAAUUGCUAUUUCAUUAUUUGCAAGAUUCAAACUUAACAGUGGUUUUUUGGUAGUUUGCAUGGUUAAAAGUAUGGCAAACAAUAUAAUUUGUAUGGGUUUUAUUGCUUGGCCAGUUCCAGUCACAUAUCUAAAUUUUUAUUUUCUACCAAGUUUCUACAAUGUGCUUGCAGGGCAAAUUAUUGGAUGGUUUGCGUGGACUUACAGUCCAACCACGCAAAUUUUGUUAGCUGGAAAUCGGCUAAUGGCUGUCUAUUUUCCAAAGGCGUAUCACGCAAAAUACUCAUGUUCUCCGAAUCGAGUAAUUCUUACCGGAAUAUUUGUGUUAUCGAUUUUUAUAUCAAUACCAGGAUUCAUGGAUGGUUGUAGCUUCAUCUUCGAGCUCACCGUAAUCAGUUGGGUACCCGAGCAAACUCCUUGCUCCGGAAGGCUUAGUGCAUUUUUCACCUAUUUUGCAUUUUCAAUGUCAUUCAUCUCUAACACGUUCAAUAUUAUAGUGUUCUUCAAAUUAGUAGCUGAUGCUAAAACUGCCAAGAUAUCAUCAAUGACACAUAUAACACGACAACGGAGAAAUCGUAAAAUGUUAUUUCAAAGUGUUUGCCAAGAUUUAAUAAUUGCAAUUGAUACGUUUAAUAGUACAUAUUCUUGGAAUUUUCAUUCAGCAAUUUGGUAUCAAUUUCUAGUUUGUGGAUAUUCAAGGAUUUUAGCUAGAACUUUAGAAGGAUUAGUCAUGGUGUUGAUAAAUGAGGCGAUACGAGAAGCAAUUCGACUGAAAGUUUUUGGAAAGAAGACGCUUGUUAAUAAUAGUGAUACACCAGCAGUACCAACAACAUUGGCAACUCAUUCGAAGAAUAUUGUUACCACAAAUCGAUUAUUUUCUGUUAGGGUUAAUGGAUAAAUUAUUUUAAAAUAAAGUUUAUAUGAAUUUAAAAAUAAAUAAUAAAACUAAAA